ACAAGACUCCUUCCCCGCCUUCUGCUGGGAGGCAACUCUCCUGGACCAGUUUAAAACCGCCGAUCUGAAGCCCUUCCAGCCAAAGGAGGCCGAGGAUCGCCAAGCCAAGAGGAUGGGAGUCAUACUGGGCUACUGGGACAUCAGAGGGCUUGCUCAUGCAAUCCGGUUGCUUCUAGAAUACACAGAAACGCCAUACGAAGACAAACAGUAUGUUCCUGGACCAGCUCCUGAUUUUGACACAAGUCAGUGGACCAAUGUGAAGGAGAAACUGAGUCUGGACUUCCCAAAUCUCCCAUAUCUAAUUGAUGGUGAGACGAAGAUUACACAGAGUAAUGCCAUCCUGCGAUACAUUGCACGCAAGCACAAGAUGUGUGGUGAGACUGAAGAGGAAAUGAUCCGAGUGGAUAUACUUGAGAACCAAGUCAUGGAUUUACGAAUGGGACUUGCAAGAAUAUGCUAUAACCCAGAUUUUGAAAAACUGAAGCCUGAGUACAUUGAACAGCUACCUGGGAAGCUUAAGCUGUUCUCCCAGUUUCUGGGGAACAGAAAAUGGUUUGCUGCAAAUAAGAUCACCUAUGUAGAUUUCCUUGUAUAUGAUGGUUUGGAUAUGCACCGGAUAUUUCAGCCAAAAUGCUUGGAUGAGUUCAAAAAUCUAAAGGAUUUCCUGGAUCGCUUUGAGGCGCUGGAAAAGAUUUCUGCCUACAUGAAAUCUGACCGUUUCAUGAGAACUCCCAUCUUUUGGAGAAUUGCCCAGUGGAGCAAUAAGAAAGAGUAGAAGGAACCAGGAAUCUUGCUGGUGUUGGCUAAUAAUGGCAUCACUCUUAUUGUAUCUGUGAGGAAUCUUGAAUCGCUCAUGCGCCUUCAUGCUUUAGAACAUUGUCACACAGUAGCUGUAAUAUCAAAAAUACAUUCCAAGACACUGGACAGUAAAGACUGUUGAUUACUUAAAAA
Sceloporus undulatus (fence lizard) is the source of this 951-nucleotide messenger RNA. Its product is annotated as glutathione S-transferase Mu 1-like. Bases 113 to 775 code for a protein of 220 amino acids. Lineage: Eukaryota; Metazoa; Chordata; Lepidosauria; Squamata; Phrynosomatidae. The transcript has 8 exons. The record is from RefSeq and is a predicted model, not a curated record. Gene Ontology annotation, molecular function: glutathione transferase activity. Gene Ontology annotation, biological process: glutathione metabolic process.